This is a messenger RNA of Trifolium pratense (red clover), 2742 nucleotides long. Its product is annotated as nuclear intron maturase 1, mitochondrial-like. NCBI's taxonomy places the organism in Eukaryota, Viridiplantae, Streptophyta, Magnoliopsida, Fabales, Fabaceae. Gene Ontology annotation, biological process: mRNA processing. The record is from RefSeq and is a predicted model, not a curated record.
AUAAGGCAUUUUCUUUCCCUCCAUCGCAAACAAACCCAGUAAACCCCUACAAAACAAUUCGCAUAACACAAAGCGCAGUGUUGAGUUUUUCUCCACUCCCCCCAAACCCGAAAAUGUGAAAAACAAAACAUGUCACUGAGGCAAUUCAUCAAACACCUUCAACCCAUUCACAUCACACCCAAAAAACUCUCACCAUUUCCCUUUCUCUUCACUCGUUCUCUUCAAACCACAACCCAAACCCUCCACCAAGACCAAUACCAAGAUCCACAAUCUCUUCUCAAACAAGACCCAAUCGAAAUUUGCACUUCUCUUUGGGUCAAAACUUUCUCUUCCCCAAAAACCACUUCAUUCCCAUAUCUCACCGGUUAUCUCUCCAAUUUCGAUCUUUGGGUCUUCUCUUAUCAACGUUCUUGUGCUCAUGUCACCGGAACUUUCCCUCCUAGAAACGCCAUUCACACCAAUAUCCUACGCGAUCUUCUUUCUUUGCGAAACGCAGUUAUUCGCGGUCGUUUUGUUUGGGAUGAUAAAACUCAUCAAUUGCUUAAACCCCCAAAUGAUAAAACCUACAAAAAACCAUUAUCAAAACGGAAAUUUCAAGUUUUUCUUGAUUCUAAUGAGACUUGUUUUCAAGAUAGGGUUGUUCAGGAGGUUCUGUUGAGUAUUCUGGAACCGGUUUUUGAACCUAAGUUUUCUCCGAAAUCGCAUGCUUUUAGACCGGGGAGAAAUGCACAUACUGUUAUUCGUAGUAUUCGGAGUAAUUUCGCAGGUUAUUUGUGGUUUUUGAAGGGUGAUUUGAGUGAAAUUUUUGAUAGAGUUGAUACUGAUGUUGUGAUGGAAUGUGUUGAAAAGGGUACUAGAGAUAAGAAAGUUUUGGGUUUGAUAAAAUCGGCAUUGAUGGGUCGUGUGUCACGGAGAGUAGUGGAAGGUGAGGUUUUGAAGAAAGAUAAGAAGAGGAAAGCUACUAAGAAGAGGAUUCUUAAAGAGAAUGAACCGAAACCGGAUCCUUAUUGGUUAAGAACAUUCUUUAGUUUUGCUCCUGAGGAAGCUGUUAAGGUACCUUGUUAUGGUCAUUGUGGGAUUUUAAGUCCAUUGCUUGCUAAUGUUUGUCUUAAUGAAUUGGAUCAUAUGAUAGAAAAAAUGGUUGUUGAGUUUUUUAGACCUUGUAAGUUUGAUUCUAUAUGGAAAUAUUCAAUUGAUGAUGCUUGUCAUAACCCUGCUUGGCCUGAGUUUGUUCCGUCGAGUGGUAAAGAGAAAACUAGGAAGAUGGAUUACAUAAGAUAUGGUGGUCAUUUUUUGAUUGGGAUUAGGGGUCCUAGAGAGGAUGCUGUUGAAAUUAGGAAGAAAAUUGUUGAGUUUUGUGAGAAUAGUUUUGGGAUAAGGUUAGAUAAUUCCAAGUUGGAGAUUGACCAUAUUGCAAGGGGUAUUCAGUUCUUGGAUCAUAUAAUAUGCAGAAGGGUGAUACAUCCAACCUUGAGAUAUACAGGUUCUGGAGGUAACAUAGUGAGUAAGAAGGGUGUGGGAACUUUGCUUUCGGUUACUGCUAGCUUACAACAAUGCAUUCGUCAGUUUAGGCGGAUUGAGCUUGUUAAGGGUGAUAAAGACCCCGAGCCACUUCCGUGUAAUCCCAUGUUGUAUUCAGGUCAAGCUCAUACAAACUCACAGAUGAAUAAGUUCCUUGAGACAAUGGCUGAUUGGUAUAAAUAUGCUGAUAAUCGUAAAAAGGUUGUUGGCUUUUGUGCCUACGUGGUUCGCAGCUCUUUGGCUAAGUUGUAUGCUGCUAGGUAUAGGCUGAAAUCUCGUGCCAAAGUGUACGGAAUAGCUUCGCGAAAUCUCAGCCGGCCACUGAGGGAGAGUACCAACAAUUCUGCACCUGAGUAUUCAGAUCUUUUGAGGAUGGGGUUGGUUGAUCCAAUUGAAGGUGUUCAGUUUUCGCAUAUGUCCUUGAUUCCAUCUUGCGAUUAUACUCCGUUUCCGAGAAACUGGAUACCAGAUCAUGAGAGGGUGUUGCAUGAGUACAUAAAACUUGAUAAUCCUAAAUUUUUCUGUGACCUGCUCAGAUAUAUUAAGCAAAAAGGCUUAAGUAUUCCUCAAGAUGAAAUUUCUCAAAUGGUAUGGGACUACAAAACUCUCGGUGUUAGGUAUUUUCGAUCUGACAGGGAUAAAGAAGUAAAAGCUGAUUUAAAGGAGAUAACUGAGUAAGUUUGGUAUUGAUUGAAAAUUAGUGGAAUCUUCUCAAUAUCAAGGCUCUGCUUCAAAAUUGAUGAUCAUCUCAUAGAAAUAUGGUUAUGUGCAUUAUUGAGCAAUUUUCUAUGUUGAGUGUAAAAGUCUUUUAGAUUAUAUUCUAUCUAACAAGAAAUGUUACUAGUUCAUGCUGACAUUAUCUAUACAUGAAAGGUAGAAUGUGUUCUUUGGAAGGGUGAAACUGAGAUAUCACAGUGUUGUAACUUGUAAUUAACUACCAACAAUAUUGAACAUGGCAACAUGUACUAACAGAAUUUUCUGCAUUGUAGAAUUGUGCUUAAGUCAAGCUUUUUCAUUAGAUUUUACAUAAAUGCUGAAAUUUAAAUAUGUUGGGAUCCUUUUCCUCUCUGCAUCAGACCAUAAUGUUUGGUGAUAUAUUUUCUGUAACCUUGUAAGUUGUAACAAUUCUUGUUAUGUUUGGAUGACUUUGUUUUUCCUUUCAGAAACCUGAUCAAAUACAGGUUUGAUCCAAUUUACAAUUGUCUGCACUUUCGGAUGCUC